Messenger RNA from Prorocentrum cordatum, 265 nucleotides. The record is from the annotation of a GenBank genome assembly. NCBI's taxonomy places the organism in Eukaryota, Dinophyceae, Prorocentrales, Prorocentraceae.
GCUCUGCCUUUCUUUCCAGGUGCUGGCGCUCAUCAGUUUCGAGGUCAACCCCCUUGCCGCGGAUGGCUCUGAGGGUGGUGGCGCAGCGUUGCCGCACGAGUCCGAGGCCCAACUCACCAAGCAGAUGGACGAGGUCAAGCCGAACUCGUCCAUCCUCCCUGCCAGCGCGUGUGAGGAUCAUCUCAUGUUCACCGAAUCCGAGUGUAAGGCGGAGGCGGGCGGCCUGCUUGCGAAGGCUCAGACCGACGAGCCCCUGGACAAGCUG